Molecule: messenger RNA, 1809 nt
Organism: Aptenodytes forsteri (emperor penguin)
Lineage: Eukaryota; Metazoa; Chordata; Aves; Sphenisciformes; Spheniscidae
Gene: CHTOP
Product: chromatin target of PRMT1
Exons: 5
Coding region: 13-759 (248 amino acids)
Source: RefSeq, a predicted model, not a curated record
CUUGAUCUGAAGAUGGCUGCACAGUCAGCACCGAAGGUUGUGCUAAAGAGCACCACCAAGAUGUCUCUGAACGAGCGCUUUACUAACAUGCUGAAGAACAAACAGCCGAUGCCAGUGAAUAUUCGGGCUACCAUGCAGCAGCAGCAGCAGCUAGCCAGUGCCAGAAACAGAAGACUGGCCCAGCAGAUGGAGAACAGACCUUCUGUCCAGGCUGCUUUGAAGCUUAAACAGAAGAGCUUAAAGCAACGCCUCGGUAAAAGUAACAUUCAGGCACGAUUAGGCCGGCCGGCGGGACCCCUUGCUCGCGGAGCCAUGGGAGGAAGAGGAUUGUCUAUGGGGCAGAGAGGCUUGCCACGAGGAGCCAUGCGCGGUGGCCGGGGAGCAAGAGCUCUGCUGAGAGGAGGAGUCCCACUCAGAGGUCAGAGCCUGCUUCGUGGAGGACGAGGUAUAUCCCCCAGGAUGGGCCUGAGAAGAGGUGGCAUUAGAGGUCGCGGUGGCCCUGGAAGAGGUGGUCUAGGCAGGGGUGCCAUGGGCCGUGGAGGACUUGGUGGCAGAGGUCGCGGCAUGGCGGGCCGGGGACGAGGGGGCUUUGGAGGUCGCGGCAGAGGACGAGGACGAGGAAGAGGAUCGGCACGUCCUGCAUUGACCAAGGAGCAGCUGGACAACCAGUUAGAUGCUUACAUGUCUAAAACGAAAGGACACCUCGAUGCUGAGCUGGAUGCUUACAUGGCUCAGACAGACCCGGAAACAAACGACUGAAGGUCGUUCCGAGAGACUGUUGUUGAAGUUAGUGUGUUAUGUCAAUGCCCGUAAGCUAAAAAUGGAAACCCUGAUUCAUGCUGGAAGGACCCGCAGGAAUAGGGAGCGGCCCUGUUCUACCGAGAGAUCAGACUUUAGUGUGUUCCUUUAAAGUUUUGAUACUAUCUGUUGUAUGAAACCUUUUUUGGGAUUGGUUUUUUUAUCUUCUUUUUUUUUUCUUUCCCCGAGUACUCCAAACACGAAUGUGACAGAUCUGCAGCAGUUAAUCCGCUGACGUCGGCGCUGGUGACUCGCCGUGCCCGUGCAGCGCAGCAUGGCGUGCACGCCGCCCGCGCUGCCGUAGGUGAAGCGCUCGUCGGCGCUGGGAUCGCGUGCUUUUGUGCCUCUUGAGCUCCGCGGUUGCGUUUUGGGAUUGGCCCUGUCCCCAAGCGUGACCGAAGGGCCGAGUUCACACCCGCGGUUCCAUUUAACCCCUCUGAAGCAAAAAGAAAAACCACCUCCCAGCAGGGUGAACAGUCAGGCCAGGUUUAGGUGUAGCGCUCCUUCUAGACGCGCCAAUUUUCUUGUUUCGCCCCAAAACUUCCUCUUCUGUCAGUAGCCAGCGUUCUGUUAAUGCCUAGUGCAGAGCACUCCCCAGGUUGAAAACUUCCUUGGGUUUGGGGUUGGGUUUUUUUUGUUUGUUUUUCGAUAAAGUUUGAAUUUCUUUUGCGUCGUCUUUGAACAGGUGACACCAGGGGUUUCUGUAUCUGCAAGAAAACAAGUGUUUUUGUUUAAAGGAAUUGGAAGCAGGAACAUAAAAUUACAGCCGUGAGGGCAAAGUGCGGUAGAACUGUCUCUUAAAACAGGGGGUCCAAAAUUCAUCUGUAACCUUUCGGUGUAACCAAAACUGCCUGCACUUACCCCGAUGGGUUUGGGAAGGGGUCUGUUCCUCCCCCUCUCCUCAAGUUUUAAGUUCAGCCAUUCUGUGAACUGUUCCAGUUUCAAUGGAAUCUUGUAUUUCUGUUUUGUUGUAACAAAGGAGAAAUAAUUAUAAAAGCAAUGUGGACUCUG